UAGUUGUUAUCCCCCCACCCCCCAACAACAAAAUUUACCCAAUUCCCGAAAUUUUCCCCAAAUCAAAAUCCCAACCCAUCUGCCGCUGAAGACGCGGACCCGACCACCUGCGGCAUCGCCGUCGACUGUCCCCUAUGCUGCGUCGCCGUCGCCGUCGCUCUCCGCUGCCGCAACCAAUCGGUGAAUUUCACGCCUCUGCCGUCGCUUUUCCGAGAUUUAGCAUGGCUAGAUUUAACGUUUGGGUUUUAAUAAAUGCUGGUUUUACAGUAACUUUUUAUCAUGGAAAAUGUUAGGUAUAUGCUUGAAGCUAGAGAAGAGAUCAAGGGUGAAAGGAGUAUCAAAGGUGAAGAGAAGUUAGUGGAUUGAAGCUUGGUGUUGAACCUACUGUUUUGGGAAGCUUAUUAAGCCCACAGUUCAUGAGGAUGCGUGCAGUCUGCUUAAAAGCCCAAAGUCCAAAGCACAAUUUGGAGAACACAGGCAAAGGGUUUUAGGUUUUAAGGUUCUUCUCUGCCUUUCUGAUCGACGCUACUCUCUCCAUCUCUGCUUCGAGUUAGGCUCAUUUUGAGGCUUCUCUCGUUUUAAAAAUAGAAACAACUUCAGACCGUGCCUAACAGCCUUUGUUCGCUCUUUGACGACGAAAUUACCCUUUGAGUAUCGACUCCAGCCACCAUCCGUUUCUUCCAACUUCUUCUCCAGGUAAUGCUAUUCUUCUUUGGAGCCAAAACUCACUGCGUCUCUCAUCAAAAUUUCUUGGGGAAGUGACAGAAAAUUAGAAAAUAAAAAACAUUAUGCUCCCACUAACCUCAAUGGCUGUGUUUCCGAACUCUACCUCUGAACCAGUUUUUUCUUUCAAGCCAUCUCAGUUUCUUUCCCGACCACCACCAUCUCUCUCACUCCGCUUCUUCUCCGUCUCCAUCGCUGCUGAUAACCGCAACCCUAGUCAUCGCCUCUGGCACUCUUCUUCUUCUUCCUCGAAACUCUACAAUCCCAUCUUCGCUUGCCGCGCCUCACAUGACUCUCACGAGAUCAACUCCUCUCGCAGGAAGGAUGAUGAUUCUCCAGUUCAUGGUCUAUCCGAAAAGAUAGUUGGUGUAUUAGGAGGAGGGCAAUUGGGUCGUAUGUUAUGCCAAGCGGCUUCCAAGAUGGCCAUUAAAGUUAUGGUUUUGGACCCUUCAGAGAAUUGCCCAGCCAGUGCCCUUGCUUAUGAUCACAUGGUUGGGAGCUUUGAUGACAGUGCUACUGUUGAAGAAUUUGCUAAAAGAUGUGGAGUUUUGACAGUUGAAAUUGAACAUGUGGAUGUUGCCACUCUAGAGAAGCUUGAACAACAAGGAAUUAAUUGUGAACCUAAAGCUUCUACCAUUCGAAUUAUCCAAGAUAAAUAUCUCCAGAAAGUUCAUUUUUCUCGGCAUGGCAUUCCACUUCCUGAGUUUAUGGAGAUUAAUAAUCUAGAAGAAACCAAGAGAGCGGGUGAACUAUAUGGCUAUCCUCUUAUGAUUAAGAGCAAGAGGUCAGCUUAUGAUGGGCGAGGAAAUGUUGUUGCAAAGAGUGAAGGAGAGCUUUCUUUGGCCAUAGAUGUCCUUGGUGGAUUUGGUCGUGGCCUGUAUGUUGAGAAAUGGGCUCCUUUCAUAAAGGAGUUGGCUGUCAUCGUGGCAAGAGGAAGAGACAACUCUAUCCUGUGCUAUCCAGUUGUUGCAACUAUUCACAAGGAAAACAUAUGUCACAUUGUUAAGGCACCUGCUGACGUGCCAUGGAGGAUCAGAAAACUUGCAAAUGAUGUUGCAUAUAAAGCUAUAAGUUCAUUAGAAGGUGCUGGUGUCUUUGCAGUGGAGUUGUUUUUGACGAGGGAUGGUCAGAUUCUACUAAAUGAAGUAGCUCCAAGACCUCAUAAUAGUGGUCAUCACACUAUUGAGUCCUGCUAUACAUCACAGUUUGAACAGCAUUUGCGGGCUGUUGUUGGUCUUCCUCUCGGUGAUCCAUCCAUGAAAACUCCAGCUGCUAUCAUGUACAAUCUACUGGGUGAGGAUGAAGGGGAGCCAGGUUUCAGAGUGGCUCAUCAACUUAUAGCAAGGGCACUAGAGAUUCCAGGAGCUACUGCUCAUUGGUAUGAUAAGCCAGAAAUGCGAAGGCAAAGGAAGAUGGGUCAUAUAACUCUUGUUGGCCCUUCUGUUGGUAUUUUAGAAGCACGGCUGAAAUCAAUGCUGAGGGAAGAAGGUUAUGAAAAUCCAAAUGAAGUUGCACCACGUGUUGGGAUUGUAAUGGGUUCGGAUUCAGAUCUUCCGGUUAUGAAGGAUGCAGCUAGAAUCUUAAAUACGUUUGGUGUGUCUACUGAGGUUCGGAUAGUCUCAGCACACCGGACCCCUGAACUGAUGUACUCUUAUGCCUCCUCUGCUCGGGAGCGAGGCAUUCAGGUUAUCAUUGCUGGGGCUGGUGGUGCAGCUCACUUACCAGGUAUGGUAGCUUCACUUACACCUUUACCUGUUAUCGGUGUCCCUGUCCGUGCCUCUACAUUGGAUGGAAUCGAUUCACUCUUGUCAAUCGUGCAGAUGCCAAGGGGUGUUCCUGUUGCAACGGUUGCAGUAAACAACGCUACAAACGCAGGAUUGCUGGCAGUAAGGAUGUUGGGAGUUGGUGAUGCUGAUCUAUUGGCGAGAAUGAAUCAGUAUCAAGAAGACACAAGGGACUAUGUCUUGACAAAAGCUGAGAAGCUACGGAAGGAUGGUUGGGAAGCUUAUUUAAAUCAGUAAGAGUAACGGCUUACUAGAAUUUCUGCUGGGAAUUCACACCAUAAACAAUGAGAUCAAAUAACAACCCUGUCAUGAUCUUUAGCUAAUUUACUAAUGGACUGAGACACCAUAGCUACUACAACCUGUCCAAAACUGGCAUUGGUUCAGUUGGAAAGUACCAACAAUGCAAGUGAAGAAUUGAUGGGAAGAACAGGUGAAAGUUCAUCGCAGAAACCUUUUUUUGCUGUAAAGAUUAUUCUUUUCUUGUCUCUCUUUUUGAGUUUAAUAACUUGAAUUCAUCUAUAUUUUUGUUGAAGUGCAGUAACUUGUUAUUUGUUAAUGGAGAUUUAUUUCAUGUUCAAGACACUGGUUUGUACUGAUUUAUGAACUGCAUUUUGAAGCAAUAAAAAAAAAAAGAUGAUUUUCUGCAAAA
This is a messenger RNA of Gossypium arboreum, 3156 nucleotides long. RefSeq names its product phosphoribosylaminoimidazole carboxylase, chloroplastic-like. The transcript has 18 exons. Bases 789 to 2744 code for a protein of 651 amino acids. Gene Ontology annotation, molecular function: phosphoribosylaminoimidazole carboxylase activity; ATP binding; metal ion binding. The record is from RefSeq and is a predicted model, not a curated record. NCBI's taxonomy places the organism in Eukaryota, Viridiplantae, Streptophyta, Magnoliopsida, Malvales, Malvaceae. Gene Ontology annotation, cellular component: chloroplast. Gene Ontology annotation, biological process: 'de novo' IMP biosynthetic process.